AGAGAGGGAGAGAGAGAGAGGGAGAGAGGAGGGAGAGAGCGGCACUUAUUACAACACGAGUCUCCUCCUCGCCUCUACACCUCAGCUGACAAGUGGAGCAAGCUCGCAACUUCACCGCCGUCUGUCACACAACUGAACAGAGGAAGAAACUUACAGAGCGCCGCCAAAGAGUUCCCAGAAGCGACCGUAGUCUGCAACCACGCGGACCCCGCCGGGCUAUGGACAGGAGGAUGAACUUGAACAGCAGCGCUGGGGACAUUUUUCACAAAACUCUGAGCGCUGUGUCCACGAAAAAGAUGGACCCGUUCAGAUCGGCCGGCAUCGAACUGCCGGCCAGAGAACGCCAGUCGCCGAUCAGCUGCUUUGACCAGCCCGACCCCGACCAGAUCCAGCCGGGAGGACUGGCGGGGGGUCGAGGGGGGCCGCUGGGUCUGCCGACCGGAUCUUUGUGUGUGAAGUACGGGGAGGGCGCCAGCAGGACCUCGGCGGCGGAGAGCAGCGGCGGAGAGCAGAGCCCCGACGAUGACAGUGACGACAGGUGUGACAUGGUCCUCCUGACCGACGGGCGGACGGUGAGCGCGGGGAAAGGUGAAGGAGGUAAGAAAACCAAAGAGCAGAAAUUACUGAGGCUAAACAUCAAUGCCAGAGAAAGACGACGGAUGCACGACCUGAACGACGCGCUGGACGAGCUCAGGGCGGUCAUCCCUUACGCGCACAGCCCGUCCGUGCGGAAACUCUCCAAAAUCGCCACUUUGCUGCUCGCCAAAAACUUCAUCCUCAUGCAGGCGCAGGCUCUGGAGGAGAUGAGGAGGCUAGUGGCGUAUCUCAACCAGGGCCAGGCCAUCUCUGCAGCCUCGAUACCCGCCACCACGGCCCUGGCGGCCCCCGGCCUGGGCGCCUACGAGCAGCCGCCCGGUUACCCCUUCCCCACCGGAGUGGCCGCGUCCUCCUGCCCCGAUAAGUGCGCCCUGUUCAACAACGGCAGCUCCAGCCUCUGCAAACAGUGCACUGACAAGCCUUAACUCCGCCUGGCAGAGACUCCGAGAAGCACACGAGAGAACAUUUUUAAAGGACACUUUUGGGA
This is a messenger RNA of Salarias fasciatus (jewelled blenny), 1084 nucleotides long. RefSeq names its product basic helix-loop-helix family, member e22 (gene bhlhe22). The record is from RefSeq and is a predicted model, not a curated record. Gene Ontology annotation, biological process: positive regulation of transcription by RNA polymerase II; sensory organ development; axon development. Bases 219 to 1022 code for a protein of 267 amino acids. The transcript has a single exon. Gene Ontology annotation, molecular function: DNA-binding transcription factor activity, RNA polymerase II-specific; E-box binding; protein dimerization activity. Gene Ontology annotation, cellular component: nucleus. Lineage: Eukaryota; Metazoa; Chordata; Actinopteri; Blenniiformes; Blenniidae.